UCGGAUGUUAAUAUUAUAUAAAUAAAUAAAUAAAUAGCGAAUAACACAUAUCAGUUCAGAUCUCCUAAUUUCAUUUCAUCUCUGCACUCCCCCUUCUAAUCUCAUCAGUUAAGAAAUGGAGAAAUCUUGUACUCUGCUCGUUCACUUUGACAAAGGAACGCCUGCAAUUGCAAAUGAGAUUAGGGAAGCUCUCGAAGGCAAUGAUGUGCCUGCAAAAAUUGAUGCAAUGAAGAAAGCAGUUAUGCUUUUGUUGAAUGGCGAAACCUUGCCUCAGCUUUUCAUUACAAUUGUUAGAUAUGUAUUACCCUCUGAGGAUCACACAAUCCAAAAACUACUGCUGCUUUAUUUGGAGAUUAUUGAUAAAACUGAUGCAAAGGGAAGGGUCUUGCCCGAAAUGAUUUUGAUAUGCCAAAAUUUGAGGAACAACCUCCAGCACCCCAAUGAGUAUAUUCGUGGUGUAACUUUGAGGUUUCUUUGCCGCUUGAAUGAGACAGAAAUAAUUGAGCCAUUAAUCCCAUCUGUUUUGCAAAAUUUGGAGCAUCGGCACCCGUUUAUUAGGAGGAAUGCUAUAUUAGCUGUGAUGUCGAUCUAUAAGCUUCCACAUGGUGAGCAGCUUUUAGUUGACGCACCUGAAAUGAUUGAGAAGGUUCUUUCAACAGAGCAGGAUCAAUCGGCCAAGCGGAAUGCCUUUCUUAUGCUAUUUACUUGUGCCCAGGAUCAUGCGAUUAAUUACCUUUUGACCCAUGUUGACAGGGUCUUGGAAUGGGGUGAAUUGCUUCAGAUGGUUGUGUUGGAGUUGAUCCGAAAGGUGUGCAGAACAAAUCGAGGUGAGAAGGGGAAGUACAUUAAGAUCAUUAUAUCCUUAUUGAAUGCUCCUUCAACUGCAGUUGUUUAUGAAUGUGCCGGGACUCUCGUUUCUUUGUCAUCUGCUCCCACUGCUAUUAGAGCUGCUGCAAACACUUAUUGUCAGCUUCUUCUUUCUCAAAGUGACCACAAUGUGAAGCUUAUUGUGCUUGAUCAGCUGAAUGAGCUCAAGUCUUCUCAUAGGGAUAUUAUGGUUGAUUUGAUCAUGGAUGUGCUUAGGGCACUUUCUAGCCCAAAUCUUGACAUCCGGAGAAAGACACUUGACAUUGUUCUUGAACUUAUUACUCCCCGGAACAUCCAUGAGGUGAUUCUUACUUUGAAGAAGGAAGUUGUUAAAACACAGGGUGGAGAGCUUGAGAAGAAUGGUGAAUACAGGCAGAUUCUUAUUCAAGCCAUUCAUUCUUGUGCAAUUAAGUUCCCAGAAGUUGCAAGUACGGUAGUACAUAUGUUGAUGGAUUUCUUGGGAGACAGCAAUGUUGGUUCAGCUGUUGAUGUUGUUAUUUUUGUUCGAGAGAUAAUUGAAACCAACCCUAAACUAAGGGUUUCAAUAAUAACUAGGCUAUUGGACACUUUCUACCAGAUCCGAGCUGCACGUGUCUGUUCAUGUGCUCUCUGGAUCAUUGGAGAGUAUUGCCUGUCACUCUCUGAAGUUGAGAGUGGCAUUGCAACCAUUAAACAGUGUCUUGGAGAGCUACCUUUAUACUCAGUUUCAGAAGAUGGGGAAGAUACUGAUUCUUCAAAGAAGGCUCAGCAAGUAAACUCCUUUGCUGUUUCUUCCAGAAGACCAGCUGUUCUUUCUGAUGGCACCUAUGCUACACAGAGUGCUGCCUCUGAAACUGCUUUUUCCCCUCCUACCCUUGUUCAAGGAUCCUUGGCAUCUGGGAAUCUGAGAUCCCUGCUUCUCACUGGUGACUUUUUCCUUGGGGCAGUUGUGGCUUGCACACUGACAAAGCUUAUUCUAAGAUUGGAAGAGGUCCAGCCAUCUAAAGUUGAAGUGAAUAAGGCAUCUUCACAGGCAUUGUUGAUCAUGGUCUCCAUGCUGCAAUUAGGACAAUCUUUGGUUCUUCAGCAUCCAAUUGACAAUGACUCAUAUGAUAGGAUUGUCCUCUGCAUAAGAUUGUUAUGCAAUACUGGUGAUGAGAUCAGAAAAAUAUGGUUGCAAUCUUGCCGCCAGAGUUUUGUUAAAAUGCUCUCAGAAAAACAAUUACAGGAAACAGAGGAAAUUAAAGCAAAGGCUCAGAUUUCUUAUGCACAACCAGAUGACCUAAUUGACUUCUACCAUUUAAAGAGCAGGAAGGGUAUGAGCCAACUGGAGCUAGAAGAUGAGGUCCAAGAUGAUUUAAAGCGUGCAACUGGAGAGUUCAUUAAGGAGGGGGAUGAUGCAAAUAAGCUUAACCGCAUUCUCCAACUCACUGGAUUUAGUGAUCCAGUGUAUGCUGAAGCAUAUGUGACUGUUCACCAUUAUGAUAUUGUCCUUGAUGUUACAGUUAUCAAUCGAACUAAGGAGACCUUACAGAAUUUGUGCCUGGAGUUGGCAACCAUGGGUGAUCUUAAACUUGUUGAUCGUCCACAGAAUUAUACACUAGCUCCUGAAUCUAGCAAACAAAUAAAGGCCAAUAUCAAGGUUUCCUCGACUGAGACUGGAGUCAUAUUUGGGAACAUUGUUUAUGAGACUUCAAAUGUGCAUGAGCGAACAGUUGUUGUCCUCAAUGACAUUCAUGUAGACAUAAUGGACUACAUCUCUCCUGCAGUUUGUAGUGAUUCUGCUUUUAGAACCAUGUGGGCAGAGUUUGAGUGGGAAAACAAGGUUGCUGUCAACACUGUAAUUCAAGAAGAGAAGGAAUUCCUUGACCAUAUUAUCAAAUCAACCAACAUGAAGUGCCUCACUGCACCGUCUGCACUAGAUGGUGAGUGUGGGUUCCUGGCAGCCAACUUGUACGCUAAGAGUGUGUUUGGAGAGGAUGCUUUGGUGAAUCUGAGCAUAGAGAAGCAGGCAGAUGGUAAGCUGAGCGGCUACAUCAGGAUAAGAAGUAAGACCCAAGGCAUUGCUCUCAGUUUGGGGGAUAAAAUUACUCUCAAGCAGAAGGGUGGAAGUUAAUGCAGUCAACAUUAGUGUCACCUUUCUGUGUCAUCACUGGUUCUUGCUCUCAGUGUAGAAGGAUUAUGUCUGGCCUUCAGUUUUCAUCACAUCAUCAUUUUUGAAGCUAUACCAAAAUACUUUUAAGCAGUUGCUGCAACAAUUGCAGUAUUUCUUUUGAGUUCCCUCUAGACAGGAGUUUUGCUCGGAAUAUUCUUUUUCCAUAAAAAUUUAAUUGUAGCUAGUUUGUAACUUAAAGGUCGAUUCACAAUAUUGUACAAACUGUUACAAUAGUUUAUUACUAUAAACCAAUUUCUA
This is a messenger RNA of Quercus lobata, 3259 nucleotides long. Its product is annotated as coatomer subunit beta-2. The transcript has 6 exons. NCBI's taxonomy places the organism in Eukaryota, Viridiplantae, Streptophyta, Magnoliopsida, Fagales, Fagaceae. The record is from RefSeq and is a predicted model, not a curated record. Bases 116 to 2962 code for a protein of 948 amino acids. Gene Ontology annotation, biological process: intra-Golgi vesicle-mediated transport; endoplasmic reticulum to Golgi vesicle-mediated transport; intracellular protein transport. Gene Ontology annotation, cellular component: cytoplasm; COPI vesicle coat. Gene Ontology annotation, molecular function: structural molecule activity.